ACUCGACCUUUACUGUAUGCAGCAGUCAGCAGAUGCUGAGGAAAGAAGAAUUUCCACCGAGCGUUAGGACUUUCCAGAGUGGGCGGAGCGACUGUGCAGUGCAGGAAGUACUGAGUCAGCUGUAGUUUCUGUAGUUUUUGAGGUAUGUUGGUUGUCAAACACGUUCCUUGCGGUCCCGCAUAAAGGGCAGGGAGUCUGCGUUUGUCUGCGAGUUUUCUCUGUGUGCUGAGCGGCAGAUACUUCAGCUUCUCCGCGAUGAGUCGAACCGUGCUGGUGGAUCUGCUUCACCGCUGCUGUGCAUCAUGCACGGGCGCUUCUCUGCUGGAGGACUCGGUUUCAGACUCGCAGGUCUUCGUGCUGUGCGGGAACACUUACCGGGAGAAAAACGGCUUCGUAGACACGUUCUUGAGCUCCUGCAAAAGUGUGCACAUCCUGGACUCGAGCUCCACAGUGGAGAGUUUGUACCGUUUCAAGCAGACUUUGGACCAGCUGGACCUGAGCUCGAUCACGGUCCUCACCACCGCACAGGGCAAAGAGGUGCUGGCUCAUUACCAGAACCUCCUUUUUACGGCCCUAUACGACUUCCAGUACAAGCAGAGACCGGUGGACGAGACUUGUCCUAGUUGCAGAGCCUCCACAGAUUCGGUCUCACCUGGCGAAGAAGUGUGCGAAGAAGUGUCGACGUUUAUGCAGCAGCUUCCUGCGCUGAAGGGAGAACUCACAGUUCUGAAGUCUGCGCUCAUUCCAGAUUGUUUUGGUCAUGGCUUCAGCACCCGUACAGGUGGUGUGUCCUACAUCUCGACCUUAUCCUCCUUGAAUCUGUUCAGCAGCUGCAGGAGGAGGGACCCAGUGGCUGUGGUAAUGGAGAACAGGCGCCGAUUAGCCCUCCAUGCUGGUUUCCAUCCUCAGCCCAUGCAUUUAGUCAAGGUGAACCACGCUAAUGAUGUCUGGGUCUUGGGGAAAGCUGAGCCCGAGAGUUACGAUGCAAUGGUGACCAAUCAGACUGGGCUCGUCUUAGCAGCUCCAGGGGCCGACUGCAUGCCGCUCCUCUUUGCUGAUCCCGUCGCAAAAGUUAUCGGAGUCGCACAUGCAGGUUGGAGAGGAACCAUAAUGGGGGUUGCCAUGGCCACUGUGAAUGCCAUGGUGACAGAAUUUGCUUGCCAAGUUAGCAACAUUGUGGUGGCUGUGGGACCAUCAGUGGGACCCUGCUGCUAUACCAUGGAAAGAGACCAGGCGUUGGACUUCAUGAGCAUCCAUCCAGACUGUGUUCCUGAUCCAGAAUCAGCCAGACCACACGUCGACAUCCGUCUCGCCAACAGAGUUCUCCUCCAGAAAGGUGGCGUCCUGCCCGAGCACAUCCAUGACAACAAGAUGACGCACUGGUCCUGCGUGACGCCCUGCACCUCAUGUCACCCUGAAAACUACUUCUCCCAUGUCAGAGAUGGGCUUAACUUUGGCACACAGGUGGGCUUCCUGUGGAUCAAACAAACGAAUGAAUUAAUGAGUGUUUAGCACACUUACCUCAUAUUGUUGUCAGCUAAAGCUCCACAAAGUCAAUGUGCUCUUUUGGUAAAAUUACAUGGUAUAAAAAAUGUUAAAAGCAGCAGACAGAAAAUAGCUAAAAACCAAUUGUUUGCUAAUUUACUGUUUGAUAUUUACAGCUUUAAGGAUAAUUUUGCAUGUCCCACAGAUUCUAAUCUUCAAAUAAACUAGAGGAUUAAAGUUACAAUGUGCAAAAUCUCAAUACUAGAUGUCAGUACAUAGCAGACUGCAUUCAACUGAGUUCGGUUUUCGUACCCCUCCCAAUUCAAAUGCACAAUCCUAGCUAAGGUGGCUUCCAUUCAUCUGUAGUGAGUGCAGGCUGUCAGUCCACUGUUCACCUCAGCAGUAGCAAUAUGUAUUGACAUCUAUGGACUCUAGAGGGAAACUGCAAAACUUUGUGGCUGAGUCCAAUAUGAGUCAGUGAAGCUCAUUUCUGUCUGACAACGAUACUGCAGUGUUGUUGAGGAUAUCGAACUUUUUGUCAUUAAACACUGCCCUUUAGUAACACUUUCUUUGAAGUGGAGCUAACUUUGUUGGAUUCAGAGUCUUAGCGAUUAAACUCUCAUACGAUGUGAGAAUGUAAUCAAAUUGUUUAUCGGAGGGAAAAUGUGAUUUUUAGGACACUUGAGUCUAACAUUAGCUAAUAUAGCAUUAGCUUAUUGCUGUUGUGUUUUAGCCAGCUCAUUGUUAGCUGGAGGCCGUAGAGUCGCAUGUCUAAUCUGCCAUCAAUAAGUAAUUAUAAUGAUAUCAGGAAGAAAUGAACAUGUUUAUGCACAUUUUCGUGUGUUAGAGCUCUGACUUCAGCUCAGUAGGUUCAGCUGAGGAGAAAGAGGAUGACACUUUAUCCAGGUAUCACCUUCCCUCGCAUUUUCGCUUCUUUAAUGAAAACAACCACUUCUCAGAUGAUAAAACAUGGGUAUGAUCAUAUCUUGAGUCUGUAGGUGCAGACACAAAUUAAUAUUUUACUAAGCUAAAUUAUUACUAUUUUAUUUUUUAGAAUUUCACUAACUUUCAGGGAUUUCUCAUUUGAACAAACAUGUUUUAUAGCUCGUAAGAUUUUUGGGGGUGAAUCUAACUCUGCAGGGAAUUAUUUCUAUGUUGUUGGAAACAGCAUAGAAAUACUGGACUGAUACAGUUUGUCCAAACAUGUAUAUUUGGAUAGUUUACCUGUAUUGUGGGUCCAAUGUACCAAGCAAACUACCCACUAGCCAGUAAGCAUUCACCUAGCGGCUCUAAUCUGUCUCUCUUAAUUCCAACCUGAGCCAACAGAAUUAUUCAUUUAGAGAAUGAAUUGGUGGGUUUAAAUACUUGGAUAACACGUGGACCAAAUAGACCUUUUUCUUUUUAUUCUUGUACUGAAAAUCUUGAGAGAUGGUUUUUAAUGGCAUUUAACUUUAGUCAGAGACGUACAGUAUAAUAUUACUCAGUGAUAUAAGAUUUAAGACAGAACACACAUAAUACCUUAAAGGAGUGAGGCUCUAAGCGGUGAGGCCAUUCAAUUUCUCUUGGUGAAUGACUGUAAAAAUCUGUACAGCAUAUUUUACGUUGAUAUUUCUCUUCCUGCAUUGUAAAGCAUGGUAAUUUUAGUGUUCAAUAAACUUUCAGUCCAAUGACCGGCUACAUGGGUUUUAUUAAUUGAUUGAAUGACAGAUAGCAGUUGGGUUCAUCAGAGUUCAAAUCUGUCACAUUUUACAGUAGAAUAUCCAGGCGAUAGAUGGAUCAUUUCAUAUGAAAACCAACCAACUGCACCAGUUUAAUGUUUCUGAUGGAGAGGAACAGAAACAACCAUUAGUUUGAUCUGUUCUCUGAUUAUUCUGUGGAAAAAAAACAACAACUUUUGAGUCCAACUUUUAAAGGAUUUCAUCACCAUGUGAGAUAAGCCAGAACAAGUUAUACCAAAUAGGAAAUUUGUUUGUUUGUUUUUUAAACCUAGUGUUUGAUAUUCCCACUGUAGCCUUAAUUCCUUCUCUGUCAAAAAUAAUUUUCCAGUAAUCUACAAUCCUGUUUAAUUCUGUGGCUGUUAGGUGGAGACACUGGUUGAUUUUACAUAUCAGUUUCAGUUCCAAACUUUUAGGAGCAUUAAACUUUCUGUUGUUUGAUUUAAUAUAAUGAAUAAAUGUAAUUUUAUUAAGCAUGACAGACACAGACGUCUUCAGGGAUACAGACAAUUUUUAUUCUGAGACAAAAGUCUUGAUUUGUCUUACAAAGCAGCCCUUUUCCUAAAAAAUAAAAUAAAUAUAACAAAGAUCAUUUUAGUAACACAAAGUGUCUCACUGAAAAGAUCGGCUGUUUUCUCAACAGCCUCAUCACUGCAUAAAAUUAACUGGAAACAGAAGCAUCACAUUUCUGCGUGUUUCACCAACACUGACGUGGGAUCUGAUUUUUUUUCUUCCCCCUCAACUUAGUGCAAGUUCAGUCAUCACAUUGAACAGUAAUUUCAAACAAGUAAAAGCAAAUCACAAACUCUUACAGUUCAGUCAGUUUUAGCUGAAAUUCACUUUUAACAUGAUCAAAGUAAAGUGAGGUCAGGUCUGCACAGGACUAACACCAACGACACAAACUCUACAGCGCAUGACUCGAAACACUUACAUCAUAUAAAUCAUGUUCCCGGACACAUUACUGACAGAGUUAUCAAUUAAAACAUUCUUACACAACACAGACACACAUGCAUGACCGACCUGGUGGCAAACGUCAUUUGUGGGCUUCAGAUAAUAAUAAAACCUCUCCUGGCAUCAGCUUUCAAACAGAGACAUCCCCGCACAUUAAGGCCAGUUCUUUUAGUGCAAACACAGAAAUGCAAAGUCAGUCUUAAAUGAAUGUAAUGAGCUCCAUUAGUCGGGAAAUGAGCCAGAUUAUUAACAUCAAUCACUAAACCAAGUUGUUUAAUGUUAGAUUAUAUUUUCUUUAAGUGGUGAAUUAUUUUCUUUUCAUUACUGUCCGAAAAUGAUUUUGUACCCACGCUACUAACUUAAAUUUAUGUGCAAGUCACACAGUUUCUUUGCAAUUUUAACUUGCAUCUCAUUUCAAAACAUUUUCAGGGCUUUCAUGGUCACGUUUCCACUAUUGGAGACAUUUAGCAUGCUCAUGUGCUUAUUUUGCAUCUCUGUGUGGUGAUUUUAUAGGUUUUUGUUUUCUAUGGAAGGUCAUUUUUGUGUCUUUAUUGUUCUUCUCUCCUCACUGAACUGGUAGAAUUGUGUCUCAAUGUACUUUUUAAGGUAAUCAAAAAUUUGUUAAUAAUAAGUUUGUUAAUAAUUUUGUGUCAUUUUGAGUUUGUUUUGUGUCUUUGUUUGUUUUUGCAUAAAUAAGAGCAAAACAUUGCAGAUUCAUUGGAAAAAAGGAAUCAUUAUUUCAGACAUUCAUUCUCCACACCACUCUCCACCACAAAAAACAAACAAACAGAAAUUCGCACUUUUAUCCUAAAGCAUUGCCAUUGUGGCUUCAGAGGCUGUUCUCAAUUGGCUCAUGCAAAAGAGUUUAAUGAACCACAAAUGUAGGAGCCCUUCUCACUCUGGGCCAUAAACUGAAAACAAUCGCUAAUCCAACAAAUGUAUGAACUGCUGAGAGAAAGAGUCCCCGUCAUUACAGAAACAAAGAGCCAAACAUUAUAAUCUGUAUUUAAACAGUAAAAGUGUUUCCAUAGCAGGUUUAUGAUAUUAAGCACCACUGGAUUCCUGCCAAAUCUUAGUUUAGCUCAUUGCAUCACCACCUAAGCCGGGAACUGUAAACAGGCCAUUUGGUUUGUAAUUUUUGGCCAAUAAUUAACAGAAAUAAGCAGUCACGUAAUUUUAAGACCAAUGGAACGAGGACAAAUCCAGUCUUGGUUUUGAACUCAGGAGGAAAUUUGAGAGCUUUGUGCUUUUGAAAUGUCAGUGGACUCAUUUGCGGAAACGUUGCUGGGUUUUGGCCCUGCUGAGGACACAAUGAAAUGAAACCUGU
Haplochromis burtoni (Burton's mouthbrooder) is the source of this 5478-nucleotide messenger RNA. It is a transcript of the gene lacc1, whose product is annotated as laccase (multicopper oxidoreductase) domain containing 1. Gene Ontology annotation, molecular function: copper ion binding. The transcript has 5 exons. Lineage: Eukaryota; Metazoa; Chordata; Actinopteri; Cichliformes; Cichlidae. The coding region runs from base 256 to 1512 and encodes 418 amino acids. The record is from RefSeq and is a predicted model, not a curated record.